Mauremys mutica (yellowpond turtle) is the source of this 2274-nucleotide messenger RNA. RefSeq names its product sialoadhesin-like. Lineage: Eukaryota; Metazoa; Chordata; Testudines; Geoemydidae. Bases 127 to 1473 code for a protein of 448 amino acids. The record is from RefSeq and is a predicted model, not a curated record. The transcript is spliced from 6 exons.
AAGGCAAAAGUGGACAGACUUAAGCUCCAACUCAACAGAGUAAAGGAACAUCAGAAACUGUUUCAUCCUGAAAAACCAGCUCCUCUCAACAGCAAAGGCCGGCUGAGCGCUCUGUGCUGGACGGAGAUGGCCUGGGUGCUGGUUGCUGCCUUUUGCCUUCUGAGCGGUGCCUACGCCCAGGACUGGGGUGUGACACUCGCACCAGGGCCCCUUGAUGGAUGGGCCGGCUCCUGCGUGACCAUCCCCUGCUCCUUCACCUACCCCGCAGGGUGGACGGUGAGUGCCGUGAGCUGGACACGGGACAGGGUUCAAACCGUGUAUCACUCAGACGAGGCUCGUGUCCACACUGCCUUCAAGGGGCGUGUCCGCUAUCUGGGGGACCUGCAGCACAACUGCUCCCUGCAUCUGGACGAGCUGCGCCCCAAGGAUCAGGGCACCUACCGCUUCCGGUUUGAGACAGUCGGCGAUGGCAAGAAUGACGCAUGGAUGAGUGAGCCAGGACAGCGACUCCGUGUCUUUGAUGAUCCGUGCCAGCCCUCCCUGGGGCGCCAACCGGAACCGGGACCCUCCCUCACCUGCUCCGUCGGGGCCGCCUGCCGCUAUCACCCCUCCUGGUAUGACCGAGAUGGCGCGCGGCGAAGCCCACAGCAAACCCUGGACAGGGCUGGGACAACCGAGCUGCGAAUAUCCCCAUCCCAGCUGGACCCCGGCAUGGCGCUGAGAUGCCAGGUGGAUGGAUACAGGGAUGCGUGUGACUGUGCCCAUUCCCAGCCCCUGGGGACAGUCGUCCCCAACGUGCCCAGGGUCGAGGUUUCGUGGCCGGCAGGGAAGGCAGCGCUGAGGGAAGGCGACGGUUUUACUCUCCGCUGCCGGGCUGCUGCCCUGUGGCCCGUCGCCGGGUACGUCUGGUCCCGCGGGGACGUGUGGAUGCCAGAAGCCAGGCAGGAUUUACGUGUUGACAAGGCAGCCGUCUCUGACGGAGGGAGCUACGCGUGCGGGGUCUGGGUCUCCGGCCCCGGCUGCGGGUGUCUGAGCCUCUCUGCGAGGGAAUCGGUCGAAGUUCAGCCAGGUGCCUACGCCCAGGAGUGGAAAGUGACACUCGCUCCAGGGCCCCUUGCUGGAUGGGUCGGCUCCUGCGUGACCAUCCCCUGCUCCUUCACCUACCCCGCAGGGUGGAACAUCAAGGCCGUGAGCUGGACACGGGACUGGGAUCAAACCGUGUAUCGCUCGGACAAAGCUCGUUUCCACGCUGACUUCAAGGGGCGCGUCCGCUACCUGGGGGACCUGCAGCACAACUGCUCCCUGCGGGUGGCGAGGCUGCACCCCAGCGAUCGGGGCACCUACCGCUUUUGGUUCUACACAGCAGGCAAUGGCAGGAGCGACGUAUGGAUGGGUCAGCCAGGACAGUGGCUCAGUAUCUCUGGUAACCAGGUUCUGUCCAGCACCCCCUGUUCAAGCAGGGACGUUGGUUAACCUCAGAGAGGGCACCAUGUGUGUGCGCACACAGAGAGCAGGGCUCAUCCCCUCCAGCAGGGGGCAGCAGGGACACACACAGACCCCAUCUCUGCCUCGUUCUGAAAUCCAAGUGGUUAGAGCUGGGAUCCAGGACUCCUGGGUUCUCUCCCCAGCUCUAGGGGAAGUUGGGGAUAGUGGUUAGAGCAAGGGGGACUUGUGGGUCACACUCCUGGGCUGUGUUGUCAGGCCUCAGUCCCCAUCACUCUGUCUAACCCUUGGCCUGUGCUGAAGAGCUGCUGAGACUGACCCUGCAGCCAGCGUAAUGCACCAGGCGUGAGGGGCUCUCAGGUGGAGCCCGAUAGUGGGACUGGGGCCCUGCAGGACCCCCCGGCAGAACAGUGGGAUCAGGUAAAAUGUGCUUUGUUGUGGGGGGGUUCGGGUGUGAAAAAUUACAGGCUGCGGGAAUUGGCUGGAAAACACUAAAUCUCAUCAAUGUAUCAACAGUCGCCUACUGGGGAAAUUGCUAAAUAUUUCUGUGAGCUUCUCUUUCCUCUCCAUGUUUCUCUCCCUCGCUCCAAACCUUGGGAAAUGCACCAGCCCAAGUCAGGUCAGAGACGCGUUCUGUGAUAACAGGAGUUACAGUGUGUUUGUACCUGGCUCAAGCAAGAUUUGUUUUAUUCUUUUAGUGGUAAAAAUUGUGUCUGAAUUCCGUUGGUAUCGAUCAUAUCUUCACCCACUGGUUUCUGUUAGUUGGUUGGUUUUUAGCAGCAUGCGGAAAUCAGUCUCUCUUGCAGAAACAACGAGGAGUCCUUGUGGCAC